Molecule: messenger RNA, 544 nt
Organism: Aspergillus saccharolyticus JOP 1030-1
Lineage: Eukaryota; Fungi; Ascomycota; Eurotiomycetes; Eurotiales; Aspergillaceae
Exons: 1
Coding region: 144-437 (97 amino acids)
Source: RefSeq, a predicted model, not a curated record
CUGGGUUGCUGGGCCCUGCUGAACCGGGGCGUAAGAGAGACGGUGUCGACAUGGACCACACAAGAGGUCAUCCUUCGUAUAGUCAAGUCCCUUGAUGGCAUUUAGGCGGGGCAUGGAACACAGGAAUCAGAUGGGCGAAGAACAUGGCCAUCGCCAUCGCGACUUUGUUGUUCAUCCUCGUGCAUACACUACAACCUUUGCAACUACGAAGCAGGGAUAGCUGGUAUAACAUCCAGCAGCGGUAUCGGCGCAAACUAAUACCAGACACAGCCCUAUCAUCCUCAUCCUUCGAUCCCCAUUCUGCCUGCAGGCUGAAAAGUCCUUCGCCAAUUCCCCAGCUACGAAUUGAGAGAAAAAUAAAUCAUAAGGACAGGACACCAAGAAGUGCGACUCGCACCAUCUUCUGUGAAGCAGAGAGACACAGUUUAUCUACAUAGCCAAUUCCCUAGCAAAAGCAAAGGAUCAGGACGCCGAGGCGACAUCUCCUUAGUUGUGCAUUGCGAAUUGCCUCCCCAGACUAGGAGGUCCGAAGAAGGAGAGAUCA